This is a messenger RNA of Triticum dicoccoides, 1138 nucleotides long. RefSeq lists its product as uncharacterized. The transcript has 4 exons. NCBI's taxonomy places the organism in Eukaryota, Viridiplantae, Streptophyta, Magnoliopsida, Poales, Poaceae. The record is from RefSeq and is a predicted model, not a curated record. Gene Ontology annotation, molecular function: DNA binding. Bases 104 to 1138 code for a protein of 344 amino acids.
GUUGAUCUUACUACUUCUGUAUCAUUGUUCAAGAGAUCAUAACUUUUUGCAGGUUACUGAUACUUUCUGGAAAAGUAGGGAUAUUGGAUGGAAGCACGGCAUAAUGAUUGAUGAAAACAGACAACACUGGAAGUGUAUGUAUUGUCACCUGACUAGGUAUGGUGGUGGUGUGUCUAGACUCAAACGGCAUCUUGCUGGUGAUUUGGAUGUCAAAAUGUGCCCAAAGGUUCCAGCAGAUGUUGCUGAAAAUAUUAGGGAACAUUUGCAGAAGAAAAGAGAGAGACGAAAGACGCGAGCUGCACAGAACGGUGUCAACAGUGUGACCAGGAGCUCUGCUGAUGAUACCAAGGCUGAGAAGGAUCCUUUACCUGUUGACUUAGAGGUGCCAACUCGAAUAGACACUUACAUUCUUGAAGAAGGCACUAACCUGACAAAUGCGGAUCAUCAGGAGCCUACCAUUUUUAGGCCUCCCUUGUUGCUACGAGGGGUAAGGGAUAUUGGGUGGGAGCAUGCGGUGGAUCUUGAUGGAAAUAAAAAACGGUGGCAGUGCAAGUGGUGUGAUUUAUGUCGAAGUGGUGGAGUAACUACAUUGAAGGCUCAUCUUACUGACAACAGCUGCCCGAAAAUUCCAAUGGAAAUGUCAAAGCAAGUGUUGCACUUCGUUGAAGAGAAAAGAGCAGCACGACAACUUUUUAAUAGGGACCCAUGGCCCCCUUACAAGAAAAUUGAUGGGGUUAGUCUUUUUUGCUCAGAAGGGAAAGAGGAGGGGACUGGAUCAUAUAAGAAUGGUCAGCAACCUUCAAAUAAUGGUAUGCAUAUGCAAACAUCAGGGAAUUGCACUAUUGACGAGUUGGCAGCUCGAAGCAACCAGUGUGGUACAGAACAUAGUGGCCAACCAGUUGAGGAUUAUGAACAGUCAAAGAAAGGCAGUUAUUGGGCAGAGGAGCAGUUGCCAAUCGAGAAUGGCAAGCACCAUGUACUAAAUAAUGAGCACCACAUUGUUGACAAGAACAAUGGGAAUCCACAAAACAGAGAGAAGUUGAACUUAGAGUGUGAUAACUCAAUACAAGGUGCCGUAACUACAUUGAAGGCUCAUCUUACUGGUAAGAGCUGCCUGAAAACCUGGGAUGUUCACUAA